Kluyveromyces marxianus DMKU3-1042 is the source of this 813-nucleotide messenger RNA. RefSeq names its product protein-transporting protein BCP1 (gene BCP1). The record is from RefSeq and is a predicted model, not a curated record. The coding region runs from base 1 to 813 and encodes 270 amino acids. Gene Ontology annotation, cellular component: nucleus. The transcript has a single exon. NCBI's taxonomy places the organism in Eukaryota, Fungi, Ascomycota, Saccharomycetes, Saccharomycetales, Saccharomycetaceae.
AUGGUUGGUGUUAUUAAAUUGAGCGAGCUUUCUAAGAAGCGUGCUGUAGACGAUGAGUCUGACAUCGAUAUUUUCUCCACGGACUCUGAAAAUGGUCAAGGAAGUGACCAAGAGCAAGAGAUCGUGAAUAUUGACUUUGACUUCUUUAAUGGUAACCCAGAUGUGGACUUCCACGCCUUGAAGAAUCUAAUGCGUCAACUAUUUGGGGCUCAAGAAUCGAAUAAAAUCCAAUUGAGUGAACUUGCGGAUUUAAUUUUAGAGUCACCAACGACUACUAUCAAGACAGACGGUAAGGAGUCGGACCCUUACUGUUUCCUUUCAUUCAUCGAUUAUAAAGCUAACAAAGACAGUGACUACGCAAAGUACUUGCGUAAAACCGACUCUAAACUAGCCUCAUUCCUACAAACGAUCGAUCAAUCCGAUAAGACAUGCUCCUUGGUUAUGAGUGAAAGGUUAAUUAACAUGCCUCCAGAAGUCGUGCCGCCAUUAUACAACAUCACAAUGGAAGACGUCAAACAGGUAUUAGGGGAUGACAAAAACUAUGAUUUCUAUGUGAUUGUCUCAAGAAAAUACGAAGUGAAUUUUGACAUGGAUGAAGAUGAUCUAACGUCGAACCAAGCUACUCGUAAGAAAGUUAGACAAACAAACGAAGUUGAUUACUUCCACGAGGAAGACCGUUUCUUCGAGAAAGUUGCGAAAGUUCACGUAGACUCUGAAUCAAGAAAAGGUCUCAUAACAUCAUAUAUGGUAUUGGACCACGCGGGUUUAGUUAAAUCCAUUCAAGAUUUGGAUGCUGCCAUAAAGACGUGGUAA